UGCUUAACUACAGAUUGACCCAUCUUUAUUAUACUUUUGAAAAGUCCUCAGUUCUCAUUUUAAUUCGUUUUCAGUUCAUUCACUUGUGAAUUUUACCUGUUUUCGUGAACUUUUGACCUUACUUGGUUCAUCAAUUAAUUAAUUAAGUUCUAGGAGUAGUGAUGCAGCGGAAUCUCACUGUAUUGGAAUAUUAUUGAAUUAGCAUUUCAGUACUUUACACACUCUAUCACACAGGAAUCCGAUUUGCCCUCAAGCUAAUCGCAGAUUGGUUUUAUUUACGUGGUAUGACUCGUCUUCUUAAAGCCAUGCGACUAAUUUGCAUAACAAGAGCUCUAUCUGUUAUAGUAACUCUAGUACACGAAGGACUCAUAUAUAUGCAAAUACGUCUACGGAAGAAAUGUAGUCUAAGGGUAGCCUGUGUUAAUCCUUGCUACAUAUAUCUCCAUGAAGUUCAAGUUCCCCUGAAAGUGCUGGCUGAGGGAUCCAAUAUUAUGUGGUCUAGUAAAGAUUUCCACCUGCUGACUACUCAUUUUAAGAAUCUGAAUUUCAUCCGUAUCCUGUUCAGUCGCCGUUGUAUAAACUUUAUUUGGUGAUUUAUCAGGGGUUAGGAAGACCGACAUCCAACUCACAACUUUAAAGUUGAACUUAAUUAAGUUCAUAUAAGUUCACUACUACUUCUAAGAUAUGGUAAUGAGGAGAGUUUCAGUCUUUUCAUUUUCCUCUCACAAAGAAGAUGUGAGUUUCUUCCGACUACCCUGUUGUCAACCUUGAAUUGUGUCUCUUUCUUGAAAGAAUUACUAGUAGCAUGUUUAUAGUAAUCAAGAUAAAGUUCAUGUGUUAGAUCAAUUGCUUUAAACACUCUUGUGUAUGUAUUUAGGAGCCCAAUGAAACAGUGCGUUUAGAAAACUGUGGCUUAGUCAUAUAAUUGUGAGCGGCUAAUUUUAACUUGUGAGUGACAGUGAGUCCCCAAACUUUUUGUUCCUUAAUGUUAGGCACUUUUUCUCUACCCUGGAGGCACAUCUGUGACCUAAAUGCGUUACUGCACUUUUUCCUGAAUUAACUUUUUAACCUCAACGACUAGACCUCUAUGAGAAUUUAUUCAUUUUGUAAUGCUAACCUUUUGGCAUUGCUGUCUAUAUACCACAUCUUUACAUUGUCACAAAAUUAUAGAGAAAACGAUGUUAGGAUCUCAAGCAAACUGUUGAUAUAUGUUAAGAACAGCAACGAAUCUAGAAUGGUUUGCUCACUUGCAUGGGCCAUUUUAUCUGAUGGCCUAUAGAAAUGUUUAUUACUGAGACUUCUGCCAAAACGCUUACGCUUAUUUUUGUUGUAUGAUAGACUGGAAAUAUUCAACGCUCAUUUUCUAUUACAAGAGAUAACUGGCAACAAUUCGAAUGCUUUUCGGUAAUUGCUUUAAUUCCUUUGGAGUUUUUAUUUAGAGCCAAAACGUUAUGAAUUUGCCUAACAUAGUGCCUGGGCACUGAUAUAUUUAAGAUAGAUUUUGGACUCACUCACCAUUCCUUAAAGUACAUUUUUCCAUUGUCUGUCUACGAUAGAAAACUUUUAAUGUUACAGAAGUUGAUAAAACUUCGAGUAUUUUAUCUUUCAAUAGCUGAACCGUUGUGUUUAAAGCAAAACAGCGUCAGAAAACUGUCUAAUUUAAAAUUAAUCUGUUGAACAAGGAAAUACUAGAAAAAAAUCAUGUAACUAUAAUUAAUGUGAAAUGACUAUUUCGCACUUGUACAUGAAUGUGACACUAAGGAUCAGCCCUAUACGUCCGUUGUUCAGGUGGUAAUACUAAAGUGCUACAAUUAUUUUUCUCUCGGUCUUUCUAUUUGGGAAAAAUCUGCCCCAAACAAAGUAUCAAACUCCACAACACACGAAUAAAUACUUUGGGAAGGAGUUCUCAGUAAACAUGACCUACACAACAUAAUGAGACAAAAUAUGUAAAAGCAUUAAUCUCUCUUCUCAGAGAAACUAGUAACCUCAAGCCUUGCUUCACAACGUUUAUUGAAAAAUUUUAAGUACAGCUUCUGCAAUUUUGAAAUCCAUUCGUAAAUAAAUUCUUAUGAAAACUAAUAAUAGUGUCCGAUAAUAUAUUUAUAUAUGAAUAUCAGGCGAAUGAUUAUAGUCGUCGAUUUCAACAUUAUGUUAAAUGUAUCCAUAAGUAUGUCUGAUAAUCUUACGAUAAACUUUCAGUGAACUACUUACAGGAGUACCCUUGAAGGUCUUAUGAGUUGGUAAUGUCUUGUAUGCCACGAGGGUCUAUGCGUGUGAUGAACAUUCUAGGUAAGCAGGAAAAUGCUGUUAUCACUAAUGGUUUCAGAAAUCUUCGGAAUACUAGAUUUACUGUUCUCAUUCGCAUAAAAAACACUCUGAGUGUCUUGUUCAUUGUUCAAAGCAUACUAAUGCUUAUAAACAUAAGCAGUGCUUGGCUGUGAAAGCUUAUUUACAUAAAGACCCUCAUAAUCAAAUAAAUAAUCAGAUAUCAAAAAGAGCUGAUGAAAAAGGUAAAUAUUUAGCCCUUAAUACUAAUCUCAGUAGAGUUAUCCAUAACUAUUCUAGUUUGUAGUUAUUCUAAAGCAGGUACAACUUGAAUGGGAAAACAUUUAUGCAAAUGGAAAGACGAUUACUCUUCACAUAGAUGUUUAUUAGUACCCAUUGCCAUACUAAGAUAAGUUACAUAAAAGAAGGCAGUAGUAAUCGAAAGAUAAUCUGAUAAACAAAGAUAUUCAGAAGAAGGGAUAAGAUAACGAAUGUUAAUAACGUUCAUUCUUAUCACCUAGUUUUCAGCCAUCUAUUCUUAUCACCGAUUUCACAUAACAUUGCUCUUCGAGGAAGUCAGAAUGCGUAACACACGGCUUAGAUAGUUAAACCGACGCAGUCUGAUAAUAUCAUCGUUCGAAGCUCCUUCGUUUCCCAAGACACUAUACACAACCUCAUUAUUAUUCAACAGAUUUUUCCAAAUGACAUGGUCAACUGUGUGGAGAUACCUGUGAGCGAAAUCUGUUUGUCCCUUUGCAUGGUGUAGCAUCAGAGGUCGUAUCUCACUAAGUAACUUAAGACAGAACGAACUAAUAUACAGUAUAUGCACCGUUUGGUUGACAGUCAGAUACUAUGCCUACACCCAAUAUGGCGGAGCCGGUAAAUGCCACUUCAUCCGUAUCUCUGCUGAGAUUCGCUGGCUGAAGUAGCUAGUAUGCAUUCAAUCGCUUCGCUCUAUAUCCCCAAAUUACUAGGAGAUCAGUAUCAAGAUGCUAACUUACAAUACCAAAGUUUAAAAUGUGAAUCUGAACUCUAAUACCUUGAACAAAAUAUGUUCAAAAGAAAUUGUGUUUUCCCUGUUACGUAAAUUAAAAGACUUUAAACAGAAUUUUAUGGGUUAUAUUCACAAACUGUAAUUUGCAUCAUAUGAUUUCUUCCUUUAUUUCCUGGAAGUAGAUUUUCUGUUCAACUCUACUGAAUAUGAGUGCCAUUCGACCAGGUACUGCAUCACGUUUGAAGACAGCUCAGACACAUGGUCAACUUGGUACAUCAUCUGGUUUAACGACUGGUUUAAGGUCAGGCACACGAAGUGGUGCUUUCGGUGCAGCAAGUUUAAAUACAAUGGUUUGUGUUGAAGACAGACCAAUUACGCAACAAGGUUUAGGAGGAUUGAAAAAUGCAAUUCGUGGGCCAAAACGUCAAAUAGAAGAUAAAUCUUACUUUCUUGGAUUGUUGAGAGGAAAAAUCAAUGAAGUGAACACUGAGAUUGGGACAAUUACUCGUCAAUUAAUGGAAACUGAACAAGAAAAUGCUAGUUUUGUGCAAUAUGAACAAAUAGCUGAAAAGUUAGCUUAUGAAAUUAAAGAAUUACAGGGAGAAUUAGGUGAUUAUAAUACUCUUAUUGAUAAAGCAACACUUAGUGAUAACAUUACAAGCAUAGAAAUGGAUUGGGAAGAAGUACGUGUUGCAAAUGAACGUGCUGAACGAAAUUUAGAAACGCUAUUUGAAGAUCGUCAGAGAAGAGAACUAGUGUUAAAAUCAAAUGAAUUAGAAUUAAAACAAGAACAACAAAUGUCUGAAGCAGUAAUACAAGAAAUGGAUGAUAAUGAACGUGAAAGAUAUUUGAAAUUAAAAGAUAUAAAUGCGCAUUUAUUAAAUCAAUUAAGUGAAGGUCAAAUUGAACUGGAACGAUUAAAUACAAGAAAAACUGAACUUGAAGAAGAGUUGGUUACAUCACCGAUAAAACAAGAAGCAAUGCAUCUUUUUACACAACUUCGGGAAGUUGAAAGUAGACGAGAUCAAUUAUUAGCUGAGGAAGUGUCUAAAGAAGAUCCACAGAAAGAACGCCAGCGUUUAUUACAACAAGUUCGAAGUGAUAAUCAAGAAAUUGCAGCAAUCGACAAACAAAUACAUGAAAUCCAAGAGAAGAUGACGAAUAAAGAAGAAGAACUAAGAUUAUUAGAACAAGAAUUAGAUGAAAGUCGUAAUGAAAGAAAUCAAAAAUAUCGUGAACUAAGAAAACGUGAACAUCAAAUCGAUGAAUUUUUAAAAACGUUUGAUAGUGUAAAGUCUUUAGAAAUAUCUGGAAUUAGUGAAUUAGAGUCAACUAUUGUUGAAAUCUUAGAAACAACAUCACGUUAUAUUACUAAUUUAAAUCAAAUGACAUCAAAUUUGAAUAUGAAUAGUAAUUUAGACUUAUUGUCAUCAUCAUCAGCAACAGGAGCGGGAGCAACAACAGUGAAUUCUUUGCGUGAACAACUCGAUUUUAAAACAAAUGAAAUUUUUAAAUCUGAAGAGACUGUAAACAGUUUGGCAAAAGAAAGAUUACGCUUAAAUCAAGACUUGUUGAAAGUUGAUCAUUUAGAGGGAAAAAUAACCCAAGAAACGGAAACUCUCAGAAAACGUAUUGCUAAAAUGGAGGAAGAGGUUAUCAUUUUCAGUGAUUUAGAUAAAGUUCGUGAAGAAGCUAAUUUCAAAAGACAAACCUUGAAUGCAGAGAAAUCCCGCUUAAAUGUUUAUCGUGAUAAUUUAAACAAAUUAAAUCAGCAAUUAGCUACAGAAUAUUCAAAUUUACAAACAAAUUUAACUGAACAGGAUACACAUAUGCAUUUAACAAAUUUAGAACGUCGUUGGGCCCAACAUGAACAAAUUAAUUAUAGUUUAAGUGAAUUUAUAGCAAAUAAACGUCUAGAAACAGAUCACACACAAUUAGCUAAACGUGCAAUGCAGCUGGUUAAAGAUUAUAAUGAAAAUUUAAAAACUUCUCUUGCGUCUAAACCUGUGAUUACAUAAUCAUCUUUCGGUGUGUGUUUAUGGGAAUAGCAGUAAUUAUAUCGUAUGCAUGCAGGUAUUGUUUGUCAUUCUCUGACACUGUUUUAUGUUGUAUAAACACGGGUAUAUACUUGUAGUCAGUUAUUCUCGGAUUGGUUCAAAGGUGUUGUCACUGGCAAGAUUAGUCGCCGUAUCUGUUUAUGAAAACGAAGAUAUUAUACUUUAAGUGUGCGUCGGUGGCACAUCGGUAGAAUGCUCACCAACCACGCCGGGAUUUAAUCUCCGGCCGACGCACUCUUUUACCUCGCCAAGCCAGUAGCAAGACUGGUAAAGAGGGAAGGUUGGGCAUGAGGUUAGCAACCCCAUCCCGUAAAAAUAAACACCACUGCUACCGAAACUUCAAACCUCUAGCGUGAAGCCCUAUGUUCUACUGGGAAUGUAAAGGAAUAAAAAAAUACUCUCAGUUAUCACUUGGUAAUGUUUAAAACUGAUUGCUCUCUCUGAGCUGAGUAUACACCUCUGAUGAGCUCAGUCACGGCCGUCCAGUGGUUAGAUUACUUCGAUCUAGCCAGCAAACGCUACUGAUUGAUGUGAUUAGUAUCCAAUUACUUAUAUUGCAUAAAUAUAUUGUAUACUGUUGUGAACAACCUCCCUGUAGAAAAUCUACUCAAAACGAAAAAUAUGUUAAAUGCGUGUAUGUGUUUGUGUGCCUUUUUAAUCAUCACCUAGUAAGGUUUUGUCUACCAUAAUUAUGUAAUAUAAUCAUCAUUACAUGCAAUCACUUAUUUCGCUAGUGUGUCGGUGGCAUAGCGGUUAGGACGCUCGCCGACUAUGCACAUGGUCCGGGGUUCGAUCCCCGGCCGACGCACUCCUUUACCACGCUAAUCCAGAAAUAAUGCUGGUAAAGAGGAAAGGUUGGGCAUGAGGCUAGCAACCUCAUCCUGUAAAAUAAACACUGCUACAGAAACUUCAAGCCACUAGCUUGAAACCCUAUGUUCCACUGGGGAACAUGAAGGGAAA
Trichobilharzia szidati is the source of this 6276-nucleotide messenger RNA. The record is from the annotation of a GenBank genome assembly. Lineage: Eukaryota; Metazoa; Platyhelminthes; Trematoda; Strigeidida; Schistosomatidae.